ACGGGGCCGGACGGGUCUCGGGGUGCUCCAGCUGAGGUUGGGGAGGUCGCGGCCGCGUGUCUCGGACAUCGUCGACCUCUUCCGAGAGACGAGACAGGACUCGACGCGCUCGCGGCGGUCAGCGGCGGCCUCGCCAGCGGACACGUGAGUGCGUCGCGGACGCGCUCCACUCGUCGCUCGCCACUCGCCGCUCGCCGCUCGCUAAGAGGGACCGAUCGCAGGACCAUGAACGUCGACGAGUACGAGAGCCUGCCCACCGCCUCGGUCGGCGUCCACAUGAUUGCCGGGGCUUUUGCCGGAGUCAUGGAACACUGUGUCAUGUAUCCUAUUGACAGUGUCAAGACCAGAAUGCAGGCGUUCACACCUGGGCCAGGCGGAAGAGGAGGAGUGAGAGAAAUUUUAAGCAAAAUGAUUCGACAGGAAGGACCUUUUCGGCCCUUGAGGGGUGUAGGUGUCAUGAUGGCUGGAGCAGUUCCUGCUCAUGCCCUCUACUUUUCGUGCUACGAAUUCAUAAAAGACAAAAUGAUCGGUCCCAGGUCACCUGUACAGUUCAAUCAUCUGAUUUAUGGGGUCGCCGGUUGCGUAGCCACGAUUCUUCAUGACGGAAUCAUGAAUCCAGCCGAAGUGAUCAAGCAGCGCCUGCAAUUGUACAACUCCCCGUACAGGAACAUGUUAAGCUGCAUGCAACACAUAUACAAGACGGAAGGUAUCUUCGCGUUUUACCGAAGUUACACGACUCAGCUGGCCAUGAACGUGCCUUUUCAAAGCAUCCACUUUAUCGCCUACGAAAUUGCACAGUCCAUCACGAAUCCUGAGCAUGCAUACAAUCCGAAGGCGCACAUGAUUUCCGGUGCGAUGGCGGGAAUGGUGGCGGCGGCCAUUACGAUGCCGCUCGAUGUCUGCAAGACGGUUCUAAAUACGCAACAAGGUGGAGUUCGGGCACAGGGCAUGAUAGACGCCUUCAAAAUGAUCUACAGGUUCAGGGGAUUGCGAGGCUACUUUAGGGGCUUAAGCGCCAGGAUCCUCUAUCAGAUGCCAGCCACGGCGAUAUGCUGGUCGACGUACGAGUUCUUUAAAUACGCGUUGAGACGGCACAACGAAGCGCACAGCGGAACGGAAACGGAAGACGGUUCUUGCGCCGUGGGACCGUCCCAAGCCCCGACCGCCGCAAGACCGAGCAGCUUUCAGGGCGCCGGACUCUACUUCAAGGGGAAAACCUCCGGCCCCGUGCUACUCGACGUGUCCAGGAGUUAGGCGGUCAGGACGACGACCGCCCGGAGCCUACGGAUUUUUUUUUACACUUUCGAGAGUUUAUUACCCCCAAACGACCGCGUUAUUUUGUUAAUUCGACCGUUGACUCGUUGUUAUUGCGGGGUGACAAUUUCUUGCGAGAACUCGCGCGGAGCCAAGUGCAGGUCGCGGGCAAAGUCGGUUCACGGGGAUCUUGGACGGAAGAAAGGAAAGAUCCGCCUCGGGCUUCUCUUGCUUCCGUGAAAACUAUUGCAGGAGGAUGAAAAAUUCUGGUACUCUUGUGGGACGUUUGCGGUACUUUUCUUCACGCCCCAACGUAGCUUUUGAGUUCCGGCGUAGAAUUUCCAAUGAUCGUGACGAAUCGCGACGCACGCGAGAGACGGCGGGUUCGGUGUGGGUUUACACGUGCACUGGCUGCAACGAGAAGGAAGUUGUCCAACUUGUCAGGUUUUUCUUCCCCCCUAUCGAGAGAAUAUUCUCGCGGCGCAUCGCGCAGGACGAUAUCGGAAUACGCGCGCCAAGGUCGGAAAUAAAUCGGGGAAGUUGUCAGCGGUUAUUAAAUAAUAUCCACGACCUACGAUCGCAUAACAUUCGAAAUAGAUGCGUUAUUAUUGAUAUUCUUGAGAUGACGUUAACGCAAAACUGGUUCGUCACAUCGAACGCGAUGUUUUCUACGAAGCGUACUCCGUACCCGUUAAAAUUAGCGACAUCUUGUAUCUACCAUCGGUCCGUUCCAUCCGCGAGGUGGAAUGUUUCGUAAGAGGGAUCAUUCUCAGGUUAAAUCAUCUCGGUUAAUGUUAGAUUAACAUGCACCGGUAUAAUUGGCUGCUGUCCGAUAUAUAAGCGAUCCGCCCGAUCGUUCACGGGGAGAAACCACGACGAAAUUCCGGACGCGUUUCGGCUCGCGUCGAAUGGGUAUCCCUUAACGAUUAAAAGUGAACUAUGGAUAGUUCCAUUGAGUACAGAUUGGAAAAAACCAACCUGGGAAUAGAAAUAACGAUAAACGAUAUUAAUAUAGCUGCUCUCGUUCCAGUCAUUUCAUUUUAAUUAUUAGAAAAUUAUUCACGUUACGGGGUGUAAUCGACUUACGAACGUAGGUGAAACCGUUGAUAACGACAAGAUGUGCUCCGUGUAAACGUGACGGUGGAUUUAAGCGUUAUGUCGUCGGAAUUGCAGCCUCGAUAGAUUCUGUACAAUAACUUUAGUUUAUUUAGUCGAUACGACUAGUACGAGUAGGUGGAGCGCGUGUCGUGAUAAAUCAUUACCGUUGUGUAGCACGCGUGACUCGUCGUUAAACGUGAAAAGUAACAUAACUGCGACGUUAUUAACGGAACACGAUUAUCUUGAGAUCGUUAAAGGGAUGUGGAAGUGGCGUCCGAGAGAUCAAUCGUUCGCGAAACUUUUCUCCGAACUGGGUGUGCCGAAUCGUUUCAAAUCUUACACCGUGAAUGUAGAGGCUACGAGAAAGGUCCUGACACCCAUGAGAUUUCAAUUUUUUUAAAAUCUGUUUACCGAUAUUUUGAAAAUUUUUGAUAAGUGAAAUUUCACGAGGGUCAAGACCUUCCUUAUAGACUCCAUGUUCACGUUGUAAAGUUUGAAACGAUUCGGUACACCUAGGUCGGAGAAAAGUUUCAUGACCGAUUCGAAAGCUCAGUAGGUUUCUGAUGCCACUUUCACAUUCUCUUAACGAUCUAAAUUGCCCAAUGCCUCCAUCGACAGGGAACCUUUGCCGGCAAAAGGAUGUCCCGAAAAGUAUUCGUUUGCCUCGACCCGCACGAACGGGCGCGGUGAAAAAAAAAAAAAGUAUUGUCAAAGUUAAAGGACAGAUUUCCUCGGUUUCUUUAAAGAAGAAAAGGGAAAGGGUUAAAUGUCGCAGAUUCUAACUCGAUAGUAUUUCGUUCGAAUCGUUAAUAACGUGACUCGCACACUUGUUCGAGCGUACCGCAUACACACAUACACACACAAUAUUGCUUCCUGUGGCUGUGAUUACUGAGUCAAGCGCACACGAUGUUGACUUUAAGAGGGAGUAAUAUCACGUGAACAACUCACAUUUUCACGCCAUAUCUUUAUUUAUUCUUCUAAGCUUCCGUGACCAUGCCAUCGGUUGUCACUCCGAUGAGAAUUAAGAAAAAUCUCAUGCCACCUUGGAAACGACAGGAUAUAUCCCUCGCUACCGAGCAGUCAAUCGAGUCCUUCGUUGUUGUGCUAUAUUCCUUGGUAUCCUUUGGAAUUGUUAUCAUAUAUACCCUGUCACGUGUACGCACGUUAUGUUAUACUUGAAAUCGAUCGACGGUCACGACUCUUCCGUAUUUUUAAUUCUUAAAUAGUUUCCCGUAUCUGUAAAUUACUGUGUAAAUAUAGACAUCGUGCCCUCACCGAUUCCCUAUCCAGUAUCCAGGACAAGAUAAUUGUAAAAUUUUACACGUAAAAUACGAGGCGUCAACCACUACAUGUAAUAAUAAUGUAAAUAAGUAAUUAAACCAGUUACAAUAAAUAUGUAAGGAGGGGGAAGUAGUCCUCCUCUGCGCAAGACCA
Orussus abietinus is the source of this 3786-nucleotide messenger RNA. Its product is annotated as mitoferrin-1. Gene Ontology annotation, biological process: iron import into the mitochondrion. Gene Ontology annotation, cellular component: mitochondrial membrane. Bases 226 to 1254 code for a protein of 342 amino acids. The transcript has 5 exons. Lineage: Eukaryota; Metazoa; Arthropoda; Insecta; Hymenoptera; Orussidae. The record is from RefSeq and is a predicted model, not a curated record. Gene Ontology annotation, molecular function: ferrous iron transmembrane transporter activity.